Messenger RNA from Melanotaenia boesemani (Boeseman's rainbowfish), 1152 nucleotides. RefSeq names its product zona pellucida-like domain-containing protein 1. Gene Ontology annotation, cellular component: cell surface. The record is from RefSeq and is a predicted model, not a curated record. Bases 1 to 1152 code for a protein of 383 amino acids. Lineage: Eukaryota; Metazoa; Chordata; Actinopteri; Atheriniformes; Melanotaeniidae. The transcript has a single exon.
AUGAUUCUUUUACUUUUACUCUCCUUGAUAGGCAGAAGCAGUCAGCUAACGCUAAGUGACUGUGGGACAGAAGCAAGACUACCGAGUUUCACUGAUAUUGCAGUUCAGUGUGGUACUUCAUCGGUUUCUCUGGCAAUUCAAAUGUGCCCAGUCAUCUAUACCGGCUACAAUGAGACGCUCCUGAUCCUGAACAACAUAAUGGAUCCAGCCUGCAGAGCCACCCUCGAUACCUCUGUGUUUCCACCUGUUGCUCGGUUCAACUUUCCGCUGAACAUGACCAAUGCCUGUGGAAGCAUAUUCAGGACCACCAGUGCACCUGGGACAGGUCCGUUUGCUGACUUUUCCAACAUCCAAACGGUGAACAUCAGUGGUGCUGUUCGUUCCUUUGAUCCCACAACUGGCGCCAUCACUUACAACGCUGAGCUGAAGUACUUUUACUCUUGUGCCUAUCCUUUAGAGUAUCUGGUCAACAACACCCAGAUUAAUGUAUCAUCCUCUUCUAUCUCAGUCAGUGACAACAAUGGAAGUUUCAUUAGCACGUUGAGCAUGCAACUCUUCAGUGAUGCCAACUUUACUAGACCAAUGGUCAUUCCACAACAGGGGAUUGAGCUGAGGACCAAUGUGUUCGUUAUGGUCAAAGCCACCAACUUGACAGGCCAGUACAAUGUCCUGCUGGACCGGUGCUACGCCUCCAUCACCCCUCUACCUUCCAACUCCACCUUCUUCAACCUGUUCGUCCCCUGCUCCCAGGAUCGCUUCACAAACAUAACUGAGAACGGAAAUAGCCAAACCGCCCGCUUUGCUUUCCCAGCCUUCCGUUUCGUCGAGCAGCAGAACCAGACUGUGUCCACCUACUACCUCCACUGCAUCACCCGUCUCUGUGAGAUAAGCACCUGCAGUUCCUUCCUGAGGUGCAACAGGAGGAAGAGAAGCACUCUUGACACUACUGAAGCGGACAUUUCCAAGACUUACACCCUCACCUCUCCAGAGAUCAUCACCAAAGCUGACACCACUGAGUCCAAGGAGAAGCCCCUUGUUGCAGAGGGAGACAACUCUGGUGUCAGGGUUGGUGUGGCUGUUGGGGUUCUUGCUAUUGCUUGCAUAGUUGCCCUUAGUGUUGCAGCCUUGUUUUACAAAAGGCUCAAGAACUAA